CGCAAUUGUAAAGCACUUUACGCAGAGACGCUGUCACAGAUACGCUUUACACUGAACUCAGAAAAUCUCUGGGGUUCUUUGGGCUGGCGGCGUGAUUCAUCCGGAUAGAACACAGAAUUCCAGCACGGUGACGUGCUCCGCGGACUGGCAUGACAUCCUGACAGUGCUGGUGCCAGGCAUGGACGGACAGGAGUGCUGCUUCGCCCGGCCAAGCAUGGAUCGGCCAAACCCCACUUGAGUGCAAGGGACUCUACACAGUCCGCCUGCAGAGAGCGCUAAUUGCAAACGUUCAUAAACAUAUAACAAUACGAAACCGUCCCUUGGUCUUCCCUUCUUAUGCUAUCACUAUCCAUACAUCCAUCCACCCAUGUCCUGUUCAUCUAACCAUCCAUUCCCUGUUAAUCCGAAGCAAUCACAAAUUUCCACCACAACAGCGCCUGACCUGGAUAAUCAGGUGACGGCAGCCUGUUUUAGCCAGCUGCGUUGAUGUUUUAUCCCGCCACAGCAAUGACGUGCCUCAGCUAGUGUAGGCUAUGUGGUGAUUUACUGUGUCAUUGUGACAAUAGGCCUACGAGUUUCUUUGAAUUUGGGAAACAGGAAAUGAAAUCCAAGAAGGUGUAGGCUACAGUUUAACUUUUAUGAAAGUCCUGCAAUAGCGUUACUGAAUUUGUAUUUUUUAUAUCUUGGUGGGGGGGUUCAAUGAAAAUACAAACGUUAUUAACAGCUGCUAAGCAUACCCGGGUCAUAACUGAAACUGCAUCCUUGGAAAAGAAACGUAUUUUACAGGUAUUCCAAAAAGCCGUAUUUCCAUUCUACAUCAAAAGUCACAAAUUUAAAUCUGAUGAUAGGCUACCGCGAUAAGGUCAUCUUGUUUGCGAGCCAGCUGCUCAGUGACAGGACAAACGCCAUGCAGAAACAUUUAUUUACUUCCUUACUUAGGCUACUUAUUUAUUCAUCCGUUUGCUAUCUUUUCAUUUUUACCUUACCGCGAAGACUUUGUGACGGAUGGACUGAAGCGCGGGUGGCCCUUUAAGAGAAGAAGAGGAGGGGGCUUAGAGCUGGGUUACGGCUCUGUUUUUGUGUCCCUGUCAGUGAGCAAGCGAGUAGCCAUCGAGUGAGUGGUCGGCAAUGACGGAGGCUCAGCGAAAGGCGAGUGCUGAGUCUAAUGACAAGACUGGGGAGCCCAAAGGAUGUACUGACUCUGCAGCCUAACUGGCCCCUGUUCUUCACUGGAGAGACCGUCAAUCUCACGUGUUUGGGACGGCCAUUUACACAUCAUGGAUUCUUUUGGUACAGAAAUGAAUUAAAUAGUCUUGUGUUAAAGCACGCAUCCCAGGAUAACAUCUACACCAUCGCACCUGUUACUGAAGCCCACAGUGGUGUAUACUUCUGUGAGGCUGAAUCCAUGAGUGAUCCUGUCAGACUGAACGUGUCAGCACUGCCUAAAGCCACUCUGACUGUAGAGCCAAAAUGGCGCCCACUGUACAAUGGAGAGACCGUCACCCUGAGGUGUGUGGUGGACUCCUACAGCAACUGGACAUAUUUCUGGUACAAAGACCAGGCCCAGAUGGCUGUGUCUCAGACUGCUGGUCACAGUGUAACUGGUAACAGACUCACCAUCCCUGGUGCUGUUGGGUCUGACCAGGGGCAGUACUGGUGUGAGGGGAGGCUGGAGGGGAGAAAAGUGACAUCACAGCGCAGCGACUCCAUCAAUCUGACUGUUGCAGCCCUGCCUAAGGCCACUCUGAUCGUGAAGUCAAAAUGGCGCCUACUGUACAAUGGAGAGACCGUCACCCUGAGGUGUGAGGUGGACUCCUACAGCAACUGGACACAUUUCUGGUACAGAGACCAUAACCAGACAGCCACAUCUCUCACUAAAGAGUACAGUGUAAACAUCACUGGGGCAGCUGGGUCUCACCAGGGGCAGUACUGGUGUGAGGGAAGGCUGGAGGGGAGAAAUGUGACAUCACAGCACAGCGACUUCAUCACUCUGACUGUUUCAGGUGAGUCUCAGGUAGGCUUUCAAAUUGUAUCUAAAACUUUAUUCUUAAAAUAUUUACAUUGCAUUACAUUCACUUACCAUACACAGGAGCAACAAACAGUAUAACAAUUUAUACUAUGG
This is a messenger RNA of Anguilla rostrata (American eel), 2122 nucleotides long. Its product is annotated as low affinity immunoglobulin gamma Fc region receptor II-like. The record is from RefSeq and is a predicted model, not a curated record. Lineage: Eukaryota; Metazoa; Chordata; Actinopteri; Anguilliformes; Anguillidae. Gene Ontology annotation, biological process: cell surface receptor signaling pathway. Gene Ontology annotation, molecular function: transmembrane signaling receptor activity. Bases 1166 to 2107 code for a protein of 313 amino acids. Gene Ontology annotation, cellular component: plasma membrane. The transcript is spliced from 5 exons.